Camelina sativa (false flax) is the source of this 1207-nucleotide messenger RNA. RefSeq lists its product as uncharacterized. The record is from RefSeq and is a predicted model, not a curated record. Gene Ontology annotation, biological process: ubiquitin-dependent protein catabolic process. Gene Ontology annotation, molecular function: ubiquitin protein ligase activity. Lineage: Eukaryota; Viridiplantae; Streptophyta; Magnoliopsida; Brassicales; Brassicaceae. Gene Ontology annotation, cellular component: endoplasmic reticulum.
AAAAAAAGAGAGAAAAAUUUAAUAGUGAGAAAAUAGCUCUUCCCAGUUCCCAUCCCAACAACAGUAGGACUCUGUUUUUUUUGUUUUGUUCCCACGAUGUCUGGUUUCUUCUGUAGUUUCGUGCAAAUCUCUACUUUUUAGGGAUCUUGUCCUUCCUUCUUUCAUUUUGUUCUGAUCUAAUUUGAUCCUUUUCGACGAGAAAAGGGGCACUGAGAUGGUGGAUGGAGAAUCCACUAGCACGUCUUCUUACUCUGAUAAUAACAAUGGCGCAAAUGAUCAAGGAGGUGACUUUGAGUGUAACAUUUGUUUCGAGAUAGCUCAAGACCCGAUCGUCACUCUCUGUGGCCAUCUCUUUUGCUGGCCUUGCUUAUACCGAUGGCUUCACCACCAUUCCCAUUCUCAAGAAUGUCCUGUUUGUAAAGCUGUGGUUCAAGACGAUAAGCUUGUUCCUCUUUACGGUAGAGGCAAGAACCAAACUGACCCGAGAUCAAAACGUUAUCCGGGUAUGCGGAUUCCUAACCGACCAGCGGGUCAAAGACCCGAGACUGCAGCUCCUCCUCCUCCUCAGCCUGAUGCUGCGAGUAAUUUUUUCAAUUACGGUAUUGAUUUGAUGGGUGGGUUUAUGCCAACGGCGACUACUAGAAUUGGGAACUUCAGUAUGGGGUUUGGUGGUUUGUUGCCUUCUUUGUUUAACUUUCAGUUCCAUGGGUUUCCCGAUGCAACGUUUUAUGGUUCAGCACCGGGUUACGGUGGGUACCAUAACGGUUUCCGUGGAGUUCCUACUCAUGGACAAGAGCAUCAUCCUAUGGCUCGUGGAGGAAACCAAAGCGAUGCAACGCUGAAGAAUCUCUUACUUGUUGUUGGAGUUUGCGUGCUGGUAUUUCUUUGCUGGUGAGAACAAAUUCACAAUUUGGUUUAUAUUCCAGGUAUGAAUCAAAGUCACUUACUUGUUUUCAAGUUGUGUAUGUAAAUAUCAUAAUAGCUGAGUGUCUGUGUUUGCCAUUUUCGACGUUGUUAUUGUUUUUUUUUGUUUUGAAGAUGAAACUUGAGUCGAGUUGAGUCUAUAAGGUUUUCACACAACUCCUUUGUUUUUUUUGUUUUUAUUUUUUUGCUUUUGUGUUAUGUCUAAGUAUCUUGUGAAAACUACUUGUGGAAUAAAUGUUGCAGAUCUUAUAACAAUUGGUUAUAAUAUUUGAUUGAUGGAUCA